Molecule: messenger RNA, 738 nt
Organism: Vicia faba (fava bean)
Lineage: Eukaryota; Viridiplantae; Streptophyta; Magnoliopsida; Fabales; Fabaceae
Source: the annotation of a GenBank genome assembly
AUGCUUCACCAAAAUAUUGCAAUGGAAAACAACUCUGAACUCUUUCAAUUCAUUGUUGCUAACAACCCUUCAUUCUUUGACUAUUCAAAUACUCCUAUGAUGCCACAAAGUUUUUGUAGCUCUUCUGAUAACAACAACUAUUAUCAUCCUUUUGAAGUUUCUGAAAUUACUGAUACACCCUCCUCCCAACAAGAUAGAGCUCUUGCUGCUUUGAAGAAUCAUAAGGAAGCUGAGAAGAGAAGGAGAGAGAGAAUCAAUUCUCAUCUUGAUCAUCUUCGUACUCUUCUCCCUUGCAAUUCAAAGACAGACAAAGCUUCACUUCUUGCAAAAGUUGUGGAGAGAGUGAAAGAGUUAAAGCAGCAAACAUCUCAGAUCACCGGACUCGAAACAGUUCCAUCGGAAACCGACGAAAUAACGGUAAUCUCUGCGGGCGGAGACUUCACGGGAGACGGAAGACUGAUAUUCAAAGCGUCGUUAUGCUGCGAGGAUCGGUCGGACCUAAUCCCGGAGCUAAUAGAAAUCCUGAAAUCUCUUAGGCUGAAAACAGUGAAAGCUGAAAUGUGCACACUGGGAGGAAGGACGAGGAACGUUCUUGUUGUUGCUGGUGAUAAAGAGGAUAGUGGCAUUGAGUCUAUACAUUUUCUUCAGAACUCGCUUAGGUCAUUGUUGGAUAGGUCGAGUAGUUGUAAUGAUAGGUCGAAACGGGGUCGUGGGAUGGAUAGAAGAAUGAUGCCUUAA